ACGCCAAACAAGUGCAGAGUGCUGAAAAUGAAUCAGGCUGGAAAGAAGUGCACUAACUUCACUAGCUUUUAAAGGCCUGUAUAUUAAAUAUAUCACUAACCCGCCGGUACUGAGUGUGUUACAGUGACUCUAUUUUCUUUAGUGAGUGAGUACUGCAUUAAAAAGAGGCGCUGAUGGCUGGGAAGAAGAAAGAAGUCAGUUUACAGGUGUCCAUCGGUAAUGAUGAGCAGUGGGGAGAAAUGCUGGUGUGUAAAGGCCUGACAGUGGUGGAUGUGUAUCAGCAGUGGUGUGGCCCCUGCCGUGCUGUCAUCAGUCUGUUCAGAAAAAUCAAAAACGAGCUGGGAGAUGACCUGUUACACUUUGCCGUAGCGGAGGCUGACAGUAUCAAUGUGCUGGAGAAGUACAGAGGAAAGUGUGAGCCCACCUUCCUGUUCUACGCUGGUGGGGAGCUGGUGGCUGUGCUGAGGGGGGCUAACGCUCCUCUCCUGCAGAGAAUAGUGGUGGAGGAGUUGGUGAAAGAGAAGCGUGUGCUGGAGCAGGGAGUCCAGCGCAUUGUGGUAAAAGAUGAGGGCUUGGUUGAUGAAGAAGAGCAGGAAGACUAUGCCGGGCCCAUUCAGAAUGAUGAAGAUAUUCUGGUGACUGAUAACAGGUCUUACACCGUGGCGAUCAUUAAGCCAGACAUUGUGGCACAUGGGAAGACAGAUGAAAUCAUUAUGAAGAUUCAGGAUGCAGGAUUUGAGAUUCUGGCCCAUGAGGAGCGAACCCUCACUGAGUCAGAGGCUCAGGAGUUUUACCAGCACAAAGCAUCAGAGCCAUAUUUUCAGGAGCUGGUCCAGUUCAUGUCCAGUGGCCCCUCCCAUGUUCUGGUCAUUUCUAAACCCGAGGGUUGUGAUGAUGUCAUCCCGGCCUGGCGGGAGUUCCUGGGCCCGACGGAUAUCGAGGAGGCCAAGAGAGAGCAUCCAGACAGUCUGCGAGCUCAGUACGGAUCAGAGACCCUGUUCAACGCCGUGCACGGCAGCUAUGAUGGCGAGCAGGCCAGUAGGGAGCUGGCCUUCUUCUUUCCCAACUUCAGGACGGCGGUGUCAGGCAGGCACUCGGGCCACGCCGGGCCGGAACCGGAGCCUGUGGAGAGGACACUGGCACUCAUCCGGCCUGACGCAGCCAGAGAAAACAGAGAGAUGAUCUUAGCGAAGAUCCACAAGGCAGGAUUUAAGGUGGCCAUGCAGAAGGAGGUGAUGCUCACAGAGGAGCAAGUGUGCCUGUUCUACAGUGAGCACCAGAAUGAGGAAUACUUUCCUGCCCUCCUUAAAAGCAUGACCAGUGGUCCAGUGCUGGCUCUGGCUUUAGCAAAGCAGGGAGCUGUGGAGCACUGGAGAAACCUUCUGGGACCCAAAGACCCCAAACAGGCGAAGGAAGACCAACCAGAAAGCCUGCGAGCUCAGUUUGCAGGGGAGAGUGAGUGUGUGAACCAGCUUCAUGGAAGUCAGAGCUUGGAGGAGGCUGAAAAGGAGAUCAGCUUCUUCUUCCCUAAAGAGCAGACGCUGGCUGUUAUUAAACCCGACACUUCAGAAGAGCACAGAGAUGAGAUCCUGGAGGAGAUCCAAGCCGGAGGCUUCACCAUCUCUCAGCUACAGGAGACAGUUUUGUCCAGAGAAAUGGCCGAAGAGUUCUACAGAGAACACAGAGACAAGCCUUUCUUCAGCCAGUUAGUGGACUACAUGUGCCGGGGUCCGUGCACAAUGCUGAUUCUGACUAAAGAGAAUGCAGUUGAGGAGUGGAGGGCCAUGAUGGGACCUACUGACCCCAAUGAUGCAAAAGAGAAUGCACCGGGGUCCCUGAGAGCCCGCUUCGCUAAAGAUAUCCUAGAGAACGCCGUCCAUGGUUCAUCUAACACAGAGCAUGCGCAGGAGAAAAUACAUUUCCUCUUUGGAGAGAUCAGCUCAGGGUCUGAGCUCAUCAAUGCUGGAGAUGAUGAGGAACCUCUUCCUUUAGAAGCAGAAGAGAGCUUUGCAGAGCUGAGGAACCUCCAGACAUCAAGAUCCCCCUCAUUUAGUGAACCAAGAGACCAGACUGAAGCAAACAGUGGAGAAGCAGCAAGAAGCUCUGUGCAUCUGGACCCAGAGGCAACAAAGAGCCAACCAUUGUCUCCUGAAGUAACCACAGACUCAUCAGAGCAAAGAGAAGCACGAGAGACAUCCACUCCCAGCAGUGGUAAUGGAGGACAAGAAACACCCACUUCAGACAGGAUGGAGGACUCCUAAGAGAAAAACAGCAGCUGUGAAAAUCAUGUUGCUAACUGGACGUUUUGACCAUGCUCUUACCUAGAGUGACUUUCAUUUAGUGUCCUUCGUGUUACACAGGACUCUUUAAGUGUAGUGUGGAGUGGAGUGAAGUGUUUGCCCAGCUGUCUGCCACAGGAAAGCAGUAUUUUACCUCACUACACUAACAUGUUUAAACAGUAUCCAAAUCUACCAAGAUAAUGAGUAGAUAGGAUCUAUGAAGAAUCUUUAUGGCAGAUUAAUUAGGCUUGACUGCCACUACCAUGCUUCUAAAAACUGUAAACAUUCUAAAACAAUUCUGAGUUUUCUAUUUUAGGGGACAACUUGUCAAGAGCCUAGUGCAUCACAUAGAGCUUUAUUAUUAUUUAACAGUUCUCAAUCAUUAUGUACAAUAGUUACAAACGAUGCAUUACCUUUAAACUUUACUUUUAAACAAACAAAAAGAUACGUGUAUAUUUCCCAUGAUAUUCAAAAAAACAUUACACUCAGUACUCUGAAAAGCUUCUUAAACUAAAAAAAUAAGAGGGCACGCAACUCUGAGUGCCUGCGUAGGCAGUUAUUACAAUUUAAUCGUUUUUUUCUUCAUCAUUUUUUUAUUUUAUUUGCUGAAGUAGUCUUCAAUGCGUCUUUUCUUGCUGGGACUUGCUGAGAAAUGAUUUUCCUGGGGUCGAGAAUUCGUGUGCUCAGAGUCCUCCCAGUCAUUCACAGCCUCCAGCAGCACAGAUUCAUCCAUAUCCUCCUCUGAGAAGGACCUCUGGAACAUCUCUGUGAUGGUCUGCUGCUUGGGGUCCUCAGAAAGUAAUGAAAAAAGAAGUCUUGUCAAAAUUUAAAUACAAAUUAGUUAUUAGGAAAUGUUCCUAGGGUUUCCGUACCAAUGAAUUAUAAAAAAAAAUAAAACAUUAAUUUACAAAAUGUCACACACUAAUGCCUGUAGCACAUUCUGACUAGUAUUCAGCAUCCUGAAAAUGUCUUUAAAUAUCAUGAUAAUAUUUUUACCAACUCACUCACUCUCAGCUUGUAUUAAUCUUUGUGUUAAAUAAAACUUGUGAAUAGAAAAAUGUUA
Messenger RNA from Astyanax mexicanus (Mexican tetra), 3342 nucleotides. It is a transcript of the gene nme9, whose product is annotated as NME/NM23 family member 9. Gene Ontology annotation, molecular function: nucleoside diphosphate kinase activity. Gene Ontology annotation, biological process: CTP biosynthetic process; GTP biosynthetic process; UTP biosynthetic process. Bases 174 to 2261 code for a protein of 695 amino acids. NCBI's taxonomy places the organism in Eukaryota, Metazoa, Chordata, Actinopteri, Characiformes, Acestrorhamphidae. The record is from RefSeq and is a predicted model, not a curated record. The transcript has 18 exons.